This is a messenger RNA of Vanrija pseudolonga, 969 nucleotides long. RefSeq lists its product as uncharacterized. The transcript has a single exon. Bases 1 to 969 code for a protein of 322 amino acids. The record is from RefSeq and is a predicted model, not a curated record. NCBI's taxonomy places the organism in Eukaryota, Fungi, Basidiomycota, Tremellomycetes, Trichosporonales, Trichosporonaceae.
AUGGCAUUAGCACUGGAAUGGGCGCUGCCCGCACCGCCGCCGUCCGACCGACCCCGCCUCCUCGUCCUCUCGGAGCAGGCCAUGAUCAACAAGCGCCUGCCCCCCAUCCUGCCGUACACGCGCUUCGAGCUGUCGCCGAGCGCGUCGGCGGGCGUCCUUGCCCCGUUGAAGAGAGUGACCAAGGUCCACGAGCACUACCGCGCAGCGUACGACCCGCUCCUCGGUGCCGCGCACCAGGACCUCGUGCUCUUCCGCCAGCGCGCCUGGCGUGACAAGUACGACUGGGCGGGUAACGGCACGGGCAGGGGCACCGCAGACCUCGUCCAGCGCGCCGUCGACCGUGGGGGGAAGAGCGUGCCUUCCCUCCUCGUCCUUGAGCGCCGCUCUCGCACAGCGCGCACCCUCAAGCGUCUCGGAAUCCACCCUGCCAGCGUCGCCCGUCCGUCCCCAUUACGGAGCGUCUUCGCGUACGAGGAAGAAGGGCCCGAACAAGCCGCGGCGGUCACGCCAGUCGCACCGUCGCAUGUCGCUCAUCCCAUGACACCGCCGCCACCCGCGAACCCGAACAGCCCCGACCCGAUCGUCUUCGUGGGCGCCUUCUUCGAGCUGUGCGACCGCACGCUUCGGCCAAGCCGUGCGCCAAGACGGCACACGCGACAGCGGUCCAACAUCUGGCCCGGGUCGGUGGGAACAGCUGCAGCACACCCAAAGAGGGCGAAGACGACGGCAGCCCCCAAAAACGGCCGAUCUCGCGCCGUGCCAACCGUGACCGCGACCGCGACCGCGACCGCUGCUGCACUAGAAGACGUGCUCGAUCGCGGCCCGAUGCGCAAAUCAUCACAGCUCGGACGCCAGCUCAAUCUCCUUAGCGAGCAGCUGGUGGAUCUGGCAAGGAGCCGGCGGAACCGCGUGUCGACGCGCCGGUUCCCACCGCCGCUUGCGGCGGCGCAGCGCGUUCCUGUCGUGUAG